This is a messenger RNA of Macroventuria anomochaeta, 804 nucleotides long. RefSeq lists its product as uncharacterized. Bases 1 to 804 code for a protein of 267 amino acids. Lineage: Eukaryota; Fungi; Ascomycota; Dothideomycetes; Pleosporales; Didymellaceae. The record is from RefSeq and is a predicted model, not a curated record. The transcript has a single exon.
AUGGCAAUCCUCACACUCGUCCUUACCAAGUAUGUUUUCGCGCCUGUAUUCCGGAAGUAUAUUGAGCGCAGAUUUGCGAAGUUCGACCAUCUGUCCAACAUCACGCUGAUGAUCCUGGUCCUGUGCGCUUUCAACUCCAUUGCUUCAUAUGCCGGCACUUCUAUACUGUUUGGAGCCUUCCUUGCCGGCGCUUUCUUGACGCACAUCCCUUCCAAACAUUCCAAAGAACCGUUCGUUGUCAUGAGCAGAGAGGAGGGCGAGCGUCGGAAGGACAAAUCUCCAACUUUUGUUCACACAUUCGAAUACUACUCACAGCUUGCAGUCUUCUUCAUCCUUCAACAUCUAAACAACCGAACAAUGGGUCAAGAUCUCGUACCUGACAAUGUUAUUCUCUCGGCUAUCUUGCCUCAAUCCAAACCAGUCUCGGUUACCAUCCUCACCAAAACGUCUGACACUUGCACGUUCAGGGUGCAAUUCGACACACAGCCAUGCAAGGACUGGUCUAUGGAUCUAGUGGUGCACAUGGAAGUGUUUGAUGAUGUGCCUGUUUUGGAAGUCGUCACUGCCAUUGGGAGAGCUGCGAACCAUCAGUCCCCCGGACUGGUCCCGGAAACGUACAAAUGCGACAACGCGAUGACCGCUGAUGGAAGAGAUGUGGAGUACACAGUCACCAGGUUUCUCACAGCGACUGUGACUUUAGAGUCGGUCUGGCCUUCGAAACAGCGCACAAAGACCUUUCUCUGGGUAACGAAAACCUAUUUCUGGAUUGGUACAUGCUCUUUAAGCGAAAAUACGGUCCAUUGA